AUGUCCAAAUCGGGCAUCUUUUUGGUUCCAGACAUGGCACCAUGGCCCAAGUCAGACUACCCAGCCCACAUUGGGGCUCUUUUUGAGAUGAUUAGAUCACCUUGCUUGUCAAGGUCUCCCAACGUCAUAAAUACCAAACAGGUACAAACAAACAACCCAGGGGCCAUGGGGGUCUUUUCUUGCAUAUCGCGCACGCGAGCGGGCAAGCAUGAACAAACAAACUUUCUACGGGCCAUGGGGCUCUUUUCUUGCAUAUGGCGCACGCGAGCGAGCAAACCGGUGCAAACAACUGGUCUUUUCAAAACAUGA
Molecule: messenger RNA, 309 nt
Organism: Laccaria bicolor S238N-H82
Lineage: Eukaryota; Fungi; Basidiomycota; Agaricomycetes; Agaricales; Hydnangiaceae
Exons: 1
Coding region: 1-309 (102 amino acids)
Source: RefSeq, a predicted model, not a curated record